AUGGCUUAUAUAACAGAAAGAUACUCUUUACCUAGUGAUAUAAAAGCUUCUGAUUUGGUUGUUAACAUGCUAGACUGCUUACCACCUGAGACAUUACGUCAAAUAUUUCAAUAUUUAAGUUAUAAUGAUAUUCAACAUUUAGAAAAAUUUGAACAAUUAAAAUAUGUAAUAAAUAAUUAUAAAAUUUUUUUACCUAGAAAACCAAUAAAUUUUGAAAUUAAUUGUGAUGAAUCUGGUUUAAGGUACCAGUUUAAUCCUAUGAAUACAUCAAAUAUUUUUCAUAUAACAUCUAAAGAGGAAUUGAUAAAUACUAUUAAAAAUUGUUCAUUAGAAGUAUUUAAAUUGCGCAAAAUAAAUGGACUUAAGAAUAUGAUAAAUUUAGUAAAUGAUGUUUUUCCUGAAAUGAUUAAAUCUCGCCAACAUAAUAUUAUUUCAUUGUCUUUAAUUGAUAUUAAUAUUUCAAGUAAUGAUAUUGAUACAUGGAGACAUUUUUUUUAUUACAUUUUAAAUAAGAAUUGUAAAACAAUAAUAAUUGACAAUGUUAUUUUAUCAAAUCUUUUUGAUCAUCAUAUAUUUAAUGAAUGUAAAAAAAUAACAAAUGUAAAAUGGGUUGUUAAAGAUAGUGAGGUUGAAGAGAAGAUUAAAUGUGGUGAAAUAAUAAUGAAAAAUUUUACAUUUUACGUAAGACAUUCAUCACCAGCUAAAAUGGAAACACUUUAUGCUCAUAUAGAAAUGAUUAAUCCAAAAGAUAUAGUUUUAUUUAUUGAAACAUGGUUAAGUAUUUCUUGUCCAGCACCAUUUAAUAUUGUUAUUGAAAAUUGUGAUGACACAUGGAUAGAAGAAUUUUCAAAUGAAUGUAUUAAAAGUAAUUUAAUAAAUUAUAAUAAACAAAUAAGUUCAAACAAGUCAUAUUUUUCUCAUGUUAAAAUGAGUUAUAAUGAUAAUAACGGUAUUACAAAAGUAACAUUUAAUAGCAUUAUUGACAUGCCAGCCAGACAUAUUAAUCAAAGAAUGAGUCACGGGAGAUUUUAUAGAGAUUUUUAA
Messenger RNA from Strongyloides ratti, 1044 nucleotides. RefSeq lists its product as hypothetical. Bases 1 to 1044 code for a protein of 347 amino acids. The record is from RefSeq and is a predicted model, not a curated record. NCBI's taxonomy places the organism in Eukaryota, Metazoa, Nematoda, Chromadorea, Rhabditida, Strongyloididae. The transcript is spliced from 3 exons.